Molecule: messenger RNA, 3154 nt
Organism: Triticum aestivum (bread wheat)
Lineage: Eukaryota; Viridiplantae; Streptophyta; Magnoliopsida; Poales; Poaceae
Product: ubiquitin-conjugating enzyme E2 28
Exons: 18
Coding region: 1-747 (248 amino acids)
Source: RefSeq, a predicted model, not a curated record
AUGGACCGGCCCAAGAAGAAAAUAGCGCUCGACUGGUUUCCUAGUUCCCUUGAUCGUGUUAGACCGGCCACGGACACCGAUGGGUUGAGUUGGCAUAUAGUGCAGCCGUGGAUCGCUCAUCAACCUGCUGAGCUCUUUCUGGAUAGGACAGAGGUACAAUAUUUACAUCCAUGGCAGAAGGUUCUUAACCCUGAACUCAUCAAAGGUCCUUGGAUUCAAGAGGAAGAUGACAAAAUUAUUGAUCUUGUAAGGAAGUAUGGACCAACAAAAUGGUCUCAUUGCAAGGACCUGCAGAAGGACCCUCCCACCUCAGCGCAGGAAGGUCCUGUAGGUGAGGACAUGUUCCAGUGGCAGGCCACUAUCAUGGGACCCUUGGACAGCCCGUUUACUGGUGGCCUAUUUUUGGUGAACAUCCAUUUCCCACUGGAUUAUCCCUUCAAGCCCCCGAAGGUCUCUUUCCGCACCAAGGUGUUCCACUUCCACUUCCACCCAAACAUCAACAGCAACGGCAACAUUUGCCUUGACAUUCUCAAGGAACAGUGGAGCCCGACUUUGACCAUAUCAAAGGUCCUCCUGUCAAUCUAUUUGUUGCUGACGGACCCCAACCCCAAUGAUCCUCUGGUGCCUGAGAUUGCUCACAUGUACAAGACUGAUUGGGCCAAGUAUGAGUCCACGGCAUGCUCCUCGACACAGAAGUAUGCCAUGGGUGGAUGUAUAGGCAAGGAAUGUCGAGAGAGCUAUAGCUAAAGUCAAAGACGACAAACCAGGUGACUUAUUGGAGUUGCAGGACUAUAAAUCAUCGGUCAUAUGAAUCUUCAUUUGUAAAUAUGACUGCUGGUGCUGCCGAUGAUGCUAGCCAACUUGAAACAUAUACUUUUUAGGUAUGAAUGGCUUACCUCUCCUCCUCUCGCGUCUGGUGAGGCAAUUCAUCCUCGGUUCGUGCCUCUCCUCCUCUCGCGUCUGGUGAGGCAAUUCGUCCCCGAUUCCCUCUCCUCUCGCCUCAGACUUUAUGUUGCUCAUCCCCGCUCGAUUCGUCCAUUUAGAUUAGAAGAAUCGCGUAUGAUUUGUCAUUUUGCUCGUUCACGAUUCAUCUGCCUUGAAGUGCGUCUAAUUCGACUGAUUUUGCUCGUCCUAGAUUCGCCCGUUUAGAUAGAAAAUCGCGUUUGGUUUGAUUUACUCGUCCUCCUCGUCACUUUAGAGUCGCUUGUGAUAUGAUUUUGCUUGUCCUCGUUGUCGCCCUGAUGCUCUCGCGUGUUCUUGGGGCCGUCUCGUCGGGGGUCUCCGUCCCUGCGACUCUGGGAGGAAGCGGGCGAGCAAGCGAGCGGUCGGUCGGUCUGGUUUGCGAACUAAAGUCUGUUUGAGAAACUUCUGUUCCUGCGUUUUGUGUUCACGGUGGAGCGAUAUUUCCUGUGUUUACUUGUGCGUGCGCUUCUGUUAUCUAACGAUCCUGCGUUUCGUGUUCACGGUGGAGCAAUAUUUCCUGCAUUUACUUGUGCGUGCGCUUCUGUUAUCUGACGAUCCUGCGUUUCGUGUUCGUGUCGGGGCGACGGUUGGAGGAACGAUGGGUUCUUGGUUCGGAAAUUGGAGCAGUGUCAAAUCGUUCCCUCUAUUCCAUCACAUGCGUUGUUCGUCGGUUAUUUUCAUAUCUCAAACGCAUGCGCUUGAUACUCUGGUUGCCCUCUGUCGAUUCUUGUUCUACUGACAGGCGUGUGUGCUCCCAUCCUAGAUGUAGAGAAUCCUGUUCUUGCCUGUUACAGUUGUUCUGAUGCUGUUCUUUUCAAUUGUUUAUUGUUAUCAUGGUUUGCUUAUGUUCCCAUAUGGCACGAUUGAUUGAUUGUUGUUUGUUGUUUGAUUGAUUGGCUUGAGAUGGAUUGUUGUUUGUUGUUUGAUUGAUUGGCUUGAGAUGGAUUGUUGUUUGUUGUUUGAUUGAUUGCCUUGAGAUGGAUUGUUGAUUGUUGUUUGAUUGAUUUCCUUGAGAUGGAUUGUUGUUUGUUGUUUGAUUGAUUGCCUUGAGAUGGAUUGUUGUUUGCUGUUUGAUUGAUUGCCUUGAGAAGGUACAAACCAUGUAGGCCGAUUGAUUGUUGUUUGUUGCCUUGAGAUAUUACAUGUUUAUAUGGCACGACUGGUUGCUGUUUGUUCAUGGUUAUUACAAUUGAUUGAUUGUUGUUUGUUGAUUGGUAUCUAAUUUUGGUAUUGGUAGUAGGUCGCUAUUAUUUUUCUGAACUUUCUUGUGAUUAUUAUGCCUUCACAUUGCACUGCUCCCAGAUUCAUAUCGACAUGCCCACGCUGUCUGACGAGGAUAAAGAUGUUAUGAAAAAAUGGGAUGCUCCAAACAAGAUUGACUUCCUAUCUUUCUUAUACAAGGCAUGCAGAAGAUGUGUGGCAAUGUUCUUAUUUCAGAAGUUUGCUCUGCACAAGUGCAACAUGGCUGGAAAACCUGCUGCUGUUACUUGUGUUGUGGACAGUAUGACGGACAACCUAAGGCCUACUCGUGCAGAUGCAACUGAUGUGGCAAAUGCGGUGCUGGAUGUGAUGCCAUUCUCCUUGGUGCCGAGACUCUCCGUGGGUUGUAUCCAGUUGAGACUAUUUCAACGGUAGGCAGAAUUUGUGCUGAGGUGAACUUUCUUUUGGAGGCUGAGAAUGUCUUCAACCAGGAUUUGUACUUCAAGCGAACCAUGAAAUACGUGGGAGAACCAAUGACCCUCAUGGAGUCUAUUGCUUCCUCUGAAGUGCGGGGCUGCUAUCAAAGUUAAGGCUUCGGUCAUCAUUUGCUUCACCUCAUCUGGAUAGGAGAAAAGGAGUAUUUCUUCUUAUAGGCGCUUCACCUCAUCUUUGUAGUUUAAUGGAAAUUGAUUGAUAUAUUAUGCCGUAUCGAGUAUCUGCAGGCUAAUUGCCAAGUACAGGCCCACCAUGCCAUUCCUCGUCUAAAAACAAAUCAAUUGAAGUGGAGCUUCACAGGCGCAUUUGAAGCAAGACAAUCACUCAUAGUUAGAGGCCUCUUUCCCAUGCUUGCUGAUCCACGUCACCCGGCUGAAUCUACUAGCACUAGAAAUGAAUCAGUGUUGAAGGUUGCUCUUGACCACGGCAAAGCAUCCGGUGUGAUCAAGUCACAUGGCUUACCUUAGCCAGAAUUUCUAUAAGAAUGUCGCUCAUG